Messenger RNA from Verruconis gallopava, 3551 nucleotides. RefSeq lists its product as uncharacterized. The record is from RefSeq and is a predicted model, not a curated record. Gene Ontology annotation, cellular component: nucleus. NCBI's taxonomy places the organism in Eukaryota, Fungi, Ascomycota, Dothideomycetes, Venturiales, Sympoventuriaceae. Gene Ontology annotation, molecular function: DNA-binding transcription factor activity, RNA polymerase II-specific; zinc ion binding. The coding region runs from base 174 to 2456 and encodes 760 amino acids. The transcript has 2 exons. Gene Ontology annotation, biological process: regulation of DNA-templated transcription.
CACCAACAUUGUCUGUGUUGACACGCUUGAGACCAGUGGACUGACAGUACUGACUUAAGAGGCGACGAAAGUGUUUUGUCACAUGACCUCGAACGCUCGACAAUCCAAGUUGAGUUACACCGAAUCUCGGUGACCAGGAACACGAAGCAUACGCACCUCAAGUUGAGGCAGCAAUGAACAUCUCGUUUAAUAAUACCAUUGUGGAUUUCGGCGAUUCGAACAACGUCACGCAGCAGCACCGACGCAAUGGAAAACUUCAGUCUUGCGAACCGUGUCGGAAAUCAAAACUACGGUGUGACCAUGUCAUUCCUGCAUGCGGAAGAUGCGUCAAGAGGCGCCGUGUGGAGAAAUGUGUCUAUCAUCCCGCUCCGUUGACGCAAACAAGAAAUUCAUCUUCACGGCGUCUGCCAAGUCCUGCUUCCAGCAGCGCAGUAGUUGUGCCUAAUGUUAUUGAGUCUGUAGAGAUAACGGUUCAUGACCAGUUGCAACGGGUGCCAUCGGGUCUAAUUCAAUCAUCAAUUCACCUUCCCCCACGUGCAAGAGCUGUGUCUGCCCCAGUCGCCCUGGAGGACCGAAGAGGCUCGACAGCGAAGGACAACCCGGGAUUCUUGGGCUUGACGUCCUACUCUGCUGUCUUUGAAGCAGACUUGGAAAAUUUAGGAGUUUCAACAUUCGAAUUACGUGCUCGUGAUUCCGUUGAAACGAUUCCUUUAUCAAGCGAAACGAUUCUUCGCGGGUGCAAAAUCUUAUCGAUUUUCAAAGAUAGCCUGAUGGUAAACCGAUUCAUAAAUAAGUUUCAAGAGGUGUCCGAUAAUUCUGGAGAGGCCGUGAUAUUCCCAAUCGUCAGGCAAUGGUUGAAGGACCUUUGGACAUACCACCGUGAUACCCUUCGCGAUCAGAAUCCCGCCGCGAUUAGUCGUCUUUGUGAGCGUAUCUGGAGAAACACGCAAAGCCCUCUCAAUUACGAUGGCAAUACGACGGCCAAAAAAUACGCCUCACUAACUUCUGGUCAUAAUCUGCGAUGGGAGGUAGUUGGGCUCAUUCUGACUGAUAUAGGUCUGGCUGCACAGAGCACAGACCCUUUGGACGACAUCUUCCGCGAGCAUAAUACCACCCGUGAAGCAAUUUCGAAACGGACUUACGAAGCUGCACAAUCUUGUUUAUCCUUUUGCAGAGAUUCUGAGUCACGGGACGACCUGUUCCUAUGGUUUCUCAACGAAACAUGCUGGCUGACGUCCUCCGUAAAAGGGUCGAGCAGCUACGCGGCGUAUCAGCAAACGGGAGAAAUGAUCAACGCCAUGCUCGCGAUGGGAUUCCAACAGGAAAUCAAGGCCGACUCACGCACACCGUUUUUCAUAGCAGAGCUGCGGAAGCGAAAUCGAAUAUCCGUAUACGGACAAGAGGUUGCCCUGGCCUCGAUGCUCGGACGACCCUGCCGGCUGUCGCAUCGAUAUACCAGUCUGGAAUUGCCUCUCGACUUGACAGACGCGGAAAUAUUUAGCGAAGGCGAGCAGCUUCGCGCAGCCCUUGCCAAGCUCGACAGCGACGGCUGGAGGGUGCCCAGCGAAUGGAAUCGAACGACGUACAUGCGUGCCAACAUGUUGCACGCACCGCGACGUGAAGACAUCGUCGAUAUCUCACUUGGCAACUACAGUACGGAGGAGAUAGUUGUCCGAGUUGCGCAGAUCAGGGAGCGAUACGCUGCGGAUUGGGCCAGGGCGCCGGAGAUGAUACGCGUGGCGAGGGAGACGCCGGCAGGCAAAUCAACGAGCAUUGUGCACGCUCUGUACAUGAACGUCGUGCGUCACGGGUACCUGGCGAACGAGCUGCUGCUGCAACAGGUGCUGAUUCGCAAACUCGGCACGUCCGCAGAUGAGCUGAUCAAGUUCGCCCGGCUCAUUUUCAAGGACAUCAUGGCGCUGUCUGGUCGUCAUGAGAUGCUGAAGGAGUAUCGCAUGGACUUCAUCUGGCUGCUCGCAGCGCAUGGCCUCCGCUCCGCCGCCAUCCUCGCCGUCGAGCUUUACAAACAGGAGCAGCUGCCUGUCUACCCGGCCAACCCACGGCUGCCCCGUGCUGAGACAAUACGCGAGCUGAGCAUCUUCGUCGACCGCCUCUCCGCCAUCGAGGACAGCGGCAUGCACUCUUUCACUGAGCAAGGCAGGAGGGUCAUAAACUGCAUCUUGGACAAGAUUCUGGCCCCGCCCCGGCCUCCCCCUGCCGCCAUGGCCACCCCUGCGACAGCAGAUGCCGCCUCUACAACAGCUGCGGACGGCCCUCCGUUGAUGCAAAUUCAACACGGCACGACCUUCGGUGACUUUGAGGGCAUUAAUUUCGGCGAACUGGACGCAUCGAUCAACUUCGGCAAUGAUGCAGACUUCAUGCACUGGCUUGAUACGAUGGAUUGGGAAAAGCAGGGUGUACCUGGCAUCAGCGGUUCCGGCUCAACUGGAUUCUAGCUUUGGUCAAUCUUCAAGAUGAUCAUUCGCAACCUCCCCAUUUUGUCGGCGAUCAUCGAUUUAUUAUAACUUUUUCAUCCUCUGUGCGACAUUGUUAUCUGAUGGGAGUCAAUGUGCCAACUGAGACAAGAUGCCAAGGCCAGUCGUGCACAUUAGAAUAUUUCCCUCAUCGCACGUAUCUGAAUCUCCUUUUUGCGCUAGUGUGUAGGUUAGGUGAAAUCAGAAAGAUCUCAAAGCUACCGACACUCAACCACGACUCUCCCGCGACCCGAAUUAAACACACUGAGUAAGAUCGACAACGAAAACGCUUUUCAACUUGUUUUGAUACUGCUCUCGGUCCAACAACAUGCGCUGAAAAGAGAGCUUCCCAAAAACACAAAUGCUCGCAACUGCUUGAGACUAAGCUGAAGACGUCGGAUGGCCUGCGGCUGCUGCCGCCGCCGCCGCCGCCUUCUCGGCUUUUGCUUGCUUCUUUUCCUCCUUCCUAAAGUCCCUACUCUCCUUAGUGAUGUAGUACGGCAGCAGCGGAAUGCUUCUCCAUCUGUUCUUCUUGACUGGGGUCUUCUUCUCCGCCUCGUGCGCAAGCCGCGUUUGUUGGGCCGCGUCCGUGUCAACCACUUUCUGCUGCUGGAGUGUUAAUUCGCGCUCGAGUUCCUUCUUCUUGCGCACCGGUGGCGGCACAUGUACGGGCAAGGUUUCAAAGUCGGAACCGGGACCGGAAGCCUCGGCGGCCUCCUCGUUCGCACGCAAGCGCCGCCUUCGCACCUCCUUCAUCGCCGUGUGCGUCAGCUGCUGGCGGAACAUCUUCUCGAUGACAUCCUUCUUGCGCGUUCGCUUGUCGCCUACGGAGAUGAGAAUACCGCCAGUGAUAUUACACGUCAGGCUGCAGCACAGGAUGAAUGUAGUUAGCCAGAAAGGGCGAGUCUUAUAGUCGAUACCCCAUGUACACGCUCCCAACGCGAUCUGGAAACACGAGUGUAAAUCUAGCAGCACGACGAUGGUGAUGAGGAGUCGCAAGGGGAAGGCAUGGUGAGUCUCCGUCUCGUGCGGUUUGUAGAAAGUAUGACUUCGAGCGAAGAUAGUUUGAUGGUGGAC